CCCGCGCUCCGCGCCCCCUUCUCUUUCAGCCUCGGGCGCGGGGGAGGUUCGGCGGACCUGCAGAUUGGGAACCGAUAUGGCGGCGACUCUGGGCAGCGGGGAGCGCUGGACGGAAGCUUACAUUGAUGCAGUUAGAAGAAACAAAUACCCAGAAGACACACCUCCUGAGAGUCAUGACCCCUGUGGCUGCUGUAACUGCAUGAAGGCACAAAAGGAAAAGAAGUCUGAGAAUGAGUGGACUCAGACCCGGCAGGGUGAGGGGAGCUCCAUGUAUAGUGAGGAACAGCUGCUUGGGGUACAAAGGAUCAAGAAAUGCAGAAAUUACUAUGAAAUUCUGGGAGUUUCUCGAGAUGCCAGUGAUGAAGAGCUUAAGAAAGCUUACAGAAAACUCGCCCUGAAAUUUCACCCUGACAAGAACUGUGCUCCUGGAGCAACAGAUGCUUUCAAAGCAAUAGGAAAUGCAUUUGCAGUCCUGAGCAAUCCUGAUAAGAGACUUCGCUAUGAUGAAUACGGAGAUGAACAGGUGACUUUCACUGCCCCUCGAGCCAGACCUUAUAAUUAUUACAGGGAUUUUGAAGCUGACAUCACUCCAGAAGAACUAUUCAACGUCUUCUUUGGAGGACAUUUUCCUACAGGAAAUAUUCAUAUGUUUUCAAAUGUGACAGAUGAUGCUCACUAUUACCGCCGACGGCACCGACAUGAGAGGACACAGACUCAGAAGGAGGAGGAAGAAGAGAAACCUCAGACUACGUAUUCUGCAUUUAUUCAGCUACUUCCAGUUCUUGUGAUUGUGAUUAUAUCUGUCAUUACUCAGCUGCUGGCUACUAAUCCCCCAUAUAGUCUGUUCUAUAAAUCGACCUUGGGCUACACCAUUUCUAGAGAAACUCAGAACCUGCAGGUGCCUUACUUUGUGGAUAAAAACUUUGACAAGGCCUACAGAGGAGCUUCUCUGCAUGACCUGGAGAAGACAAUAGAGAAGGAUUACAUUGAUUAUAUCCAGACUAAUUGUUGGAAGGAGAAACAACAAAAGUCAGAGCUGACAAAUUUGGCAGGAUUAUACAGAGAUGAACGAUUGAAACAGAAAGCAGAGUCGCUGAAACUUGAAAACUGUGAGAAACUUUCCAAACUCAUUGGCCUACGCAGAGGUGGCUGAGAGGAUAAUGGUCCUAUGCAGGGCUGGGGUUUUGCUACUUGUUCCUAUUUAUGUUCCUGAUUCCAUUUUAUAAUACAAAAUUAGGUAAUGGUGAACACUUU
Molecule: messenger RNA, 1254 nt
Organism: Rhinopithecus roxellana (golden snub-nosed monkey)
Lineage: Eukaryota; Metazoa; Chordata; Mammalia; Primates; Cercopithecidae
Gene: DNAJC18
Product: DnaJ heat shock protein family (Hsp40) member C18
Exons: 8
Coding region: 77-1153 (358 amino acids)
Biological process (GO): cellular response to misfolded protein
Cellular component (GO): endoplasmic reticulum membrane
Molecular function (GO): Hsp70 protein binding
Source: RefSeq, a predicted model, not a curated record